AGGCCUCAAAUGCCCCAAGUACUGGUCGCCUCUGGUGCCCAAGACACCUCCUUGGAUGAGAAACCCAAGGGUGGCUGUGGUCCCUGGCAUGCUGGGUCUGAAGCCUGCGAGUGGGGCUGGCAUCUGCUGAGUCAGGGCUGGGCGAGCUGGCAGGAGGGCCCUUUCUCUCUCCAGCACGCUGCCCGCCGGAGGGGAGGCUGGGAGGGAAGCCAGAGGUCAUUUCCUCUGAGUCAGAGGCCAUCCACCUCCCAGAGGAGCUCCCCUGAAGGACUGAGCACCUCCAUGUGGUGCUGGCCUCCCUGCCGGCCAACCUGCACGCCACCCAGCACAGUUGGGGCAUUGUGCUCAGACAAGAAAGGGGCACUUGUGGUCCAGAUGACGGGCUGGGGCGCUCCCGUGUGGCCCGGGCUUCAGCUUCCCUGGGUCAGCAAUGUCCUUUCCUCUGCUCCUGCCCACUCUGCUCCCACCCCUCCCCGGGGAACGGUGGCCAGGAGCGCCGAGCGGACUCACCGCCGGCCCGUGCCUGGCCGUCAGGAGGAGGGAUGCGAGCUUCUUGCCUCUGCCCUGGUAAGGAACAUCGCCUCCGGGCAGCCAGCGCGGGUCAGGCCAUGUCGAGGGUGGGCGGGAGGCGGCUCUGGGUGGUGCCCGCGGUGGGACGGCCGGCGGAGACCCCAGACUGAAUCUCCAAGGCUCCUCCUGCCGCGGCGGGCCCAGGGGCUGGGCCGCCCCCACGUUUGCAGCCACCCCAGGAGCCCCGCUGCGACGGCCGCAGCCACGUGGGAGCCAGCUCGUGCCCACGGGCCGCUCGCCCCCGCCCCCACCUCCGACGUGCCCUGGAGGCAGGCGGGCACGCCCAGACUGGCCGGAGAGGCGACGCUCCCCCCACCGCGCACCCCUCUCCCCCAGUGCCCCCGAGCUGCGGCCCCCCGUGGGGGGAGGGAGGGGGAGGGGCGCCGCCGCCUCGCAGUCGCGUUGCUGGGGAGCGCAACCCCGUUGCUGUGGCAACCGUUUCCAAGCGAAGUGGUGGCGGCUCGCGCCCGGCUCUGGCUCCCUCGCUCUCCCUCCCUCCGGUGUGGGCUGGGGGAGGGGCUGCCCGCGGCCCGGGCGGGGGUCCGGGCCGGCGACCCCGGGCCAGGGCGCAGGGCCGCCCACAGCCGAGGGUUCAGUCCUGGGACCGUCUUCCGCCCGCGCUCCGUGCCCGCCCGGCCCGCAGCCGCCGAGACAGGGGCCUGUGCACAGCCAACUUGAAAAGUGGCCAGGCUGAGACUUGAACCCAGAACUGUCAACUCCAAAGCACAUGUGGCUUCUGCAGCACUGGAUGCCCAGCCCAGAGGUAAGGAACAAAACGUUAUGGAAGGUACACGGUAUUCUUGGAGGGGCUGGGGACACCGGGAGGCUACGGAGCAGCGAUGGGUUUACCAAACCUGGGACAGAUUUGUGGUCAACAAGCUCUCACCCCAAGUGUCUGCCUAGGAGGGUCCCCGGAAGGCUCUCCCCAGUCCCUCCCCCAGGUGAAGGCCCCCUUCAAGGCCUGGCUCAACCACUAAUCUUGAGAUCCCUCCCUGAUGCCGCCAUAGCCUUCUUCCCAGUUGUCACCAGCAUUUAGGCCUCUGCUUGCCCACACGGCAUGCUUGGAGGGCAAAACAGAGGGAUGGUUCUGAUGCUUGUGUCCCAGGCCAGCGCCAGGUGCAUGGCUGGUGUCUAGGUGAGACAGCCCUGGAGCAGAUGUCCCCAACCGAGCUUCCCACUCACUCACCAGGCUGC
Microcebus murinus (gray mouse lemur) is the source of this 1764-nucleotide messenger RNA. Lineage: Eukaryota; Metazoa; Chordata; Mammalia; Primates; Cheirogaleidae. The record is from RefSeq and is a predicted model, not a curated record.